UUCGAGGCCUCCAGCGUUCCUAGAGAGCUUCCGGAAGUGCCUCCGGACAAGAUGCGCGUUGGGCUAUGUUGUGCCUCCGCGGGUCUGGAAGUUAGGGCUGCAGGGCCGUGGCCCGGCGACAGCUGUCUCCCGGUUUUCUCCCCGCCUUUCCCUCCUGGUCCGUCCGGCCUAUGCAGCCCGCCUUUCCCGUCCCGUGCGGCCCCUGGAGCUCGUGGUUGUAAUUGUCAAAAACCUGAUUGGAGAAGGAAGAGACUAAAAAGUAGAAAAUGAACUACUAAAAAGAAUAAUCAGGAUGGAGAAUGAACAAGACUGGUUGGCUGAUUUGGUAUAAAUUAUGAAUAAAUCUGUUUCUCUACCCUAAGAAUUGCCCUUACAGAAGAGAUCCUUGGAAAGUUCUUCUCAAGAUAAAAAAGAUAGUGGAAACAAGCAUCCCGAGCUUUUCCAGCCCUAAAUGGCAGCAGAAUCAAGAAAAUCGUUAGCCCCAUCCACACCAGACCAAGCUCCAGAAGAAGACUUGGUAAUCGUCAAGGUAGAGGAAGAUCAUGGCUGGGACCAGGAAUCUAGUCUGCAUGAAAAGAACCCUCCUGGCCAAGAGCUGUUUCGCCUGCGCUUCAGGAAGUUAUGCUACCAGGAGACAUUAGGACCCCGAGAAGCUCUGAUCCAGCUCCGCGCACUUUGCCAUCAGUGGCUGAGGCCAGAUUUGAACACCAAGGAGCAGAUCUUGGAGUUACUAGUGCUAGAGCAGUUCUUGACCAUCCUGCCUGAGGAGCUCCAAACUCUGGUUAAGGAACAUCAGCUAGAGAAUGGAGAGGAGGUGGUAACCCUAUUGGAGGAUUUGGAAAGGCAGAUUGAUAUAUUAGGCCGGCCAGUCCCAGCCCGUGCACAUGGACAUGGACUCUGGGAAGAGGUAGUGAAUUCAGAGUCUGCACCAGAACUUCCACAUACUCAGCUCCGACCUGUGGCAGCCCAGCAUAAAUCUCUGGUGCCCCAAGGGUCACAAGAGAGAGCCAUCUCUACUUCUCAGAGUCCUACGCCUUCCCAGAAAGGAAGUCCUGGAGACCAGGAGAUGACAGCAACACUUCUCACAGCAGGGUUCCAGACUUUGGAGAAGAUCGAAGACAUGGCUGUGUCCCUAAUUCGAGAGGAGUGGCUUCUUGAUCCAUCACAGAAGGAUCCCAAUAGAGAUAAUAGGCCAGAGAAUUACAGAAACAUGUUCUCCCUGGGUGGUGAGAACAGGAAUGAGAACAGGGAAUUAGCUUCAAAACAGGUAAUAUCUACUGGAAUCCAACCACAUGGAGAGACAGCUGCCAGAUGCAACGGGGAUGUUAUCGGGGGUCUUGAGCAUGGAGAAACCCGAGAUCUUCUGGGCAGAUUAGAAAGGCAGCGGGGAAAUCCCACCCAGGAGAGACGACAUAAAUGUGAUGAAUGUGGGAAGAGCUUUGCUCAGAGCUCAGGCCUUGUUCGCCACUGGAGAAUCCACACUGGGGAGAAACCCUACCAAUGUAAUGUGUGUGGUAAAGCCUUCAGUUACAGGUCAGCCCUUCUUUCCCAUCAGGAUAUCCACAACAAAGUAAAGCGCUAUCACUGUAAGGAGUGUGGGAAAGCCUUCAGUCAGAACACAGGCCUGAUCCUGCACCAGAGAAUCCAUACUGGGGAGAAGCCGUAUCAGUGCAAUCAGUGUGGAAAGGCCUUCAGUCAGAGUGCGGGCCUGAUCCUGCACCAGAGAAUCCACAGUGGGGAGAGACCCUAUGAGUGUAAUGAGUGUGGGAAGGCCUUCAGUCAUAGCUCUCACCUCAUUGGACAUCAGAGAAUCCACACUGGGGAGAAGCCCUAUGAGUGUGAUGAGUGUGGGAAAACCUUCAGGCGGAGCUCACAUCUUAUUGGCCAUCAGAGAAGCCACACUGGGGAGAAACCCUACAAAUGUAAUGAGUGUGGGAGGGCCUUCAGUCAGAAGUCAGGCCUUAUUGAACAUCAGAGAAUCCACACUGGAGAAAGACCCUAUAAAUGUAAAGAAUGUGGGAAAGCUUUCAAUGGGAACACUGGCCUCAUACAGCAUCUGAGAAUUCACACAGGGGAGAAGCCCUAUCAAUGUAAUGAAUGUGGGAAAGCCUUUAUUCAGAGAUCAAGUCUCAUUCGGCAUCAGAGAAUCCACAGUGGAGAAAAAUCUGAAUCCAUAGGAGUUUAGGGAAAAAAACACAGUCUUGGUUUGGGCAUUAUUCAACAUGAGAGAAACCACAUGCUGGUGAGAGGUCUUUCAGUGUAGUAAAAAGCCAGAGUGUGUCAUCAUUACAAUCUCACCCAUGGUCAGAAUUAAUAUUGGUGGUGGAGUUAUAAUAACUCUUCAGUAGUUUGGGCCAGUGCCUUGAUGCAGGUGGAUUAGACUGACGGUCUUGGGAGGUGUCUGAAGGAGUGGCACUCCUGAUGGCCUAAAGGAUCCUUUAGAAACACAAUAGCAUUAGGGCAGGUUGCUUGUCAUGGAGGCACUUAGUUUUAUUUUGGGAGAAUAGCUGUAGGUUUGAGAGAGGCUACACCUCCUAGUUCCUCUGCUUCUUCCCAUCUCCUCUGAUCCCCUUCCGCCAUUGGUUCCCCUGAGGGUGUACUUGUGCUCCAAAUCUGAUCUGAGAAGCUACUUUAGAGUUUGAAGCAGCCUCUGUGUGAGACUUAUUUUGUAUUUAGCUUUCUAAGAACCUAGUUCUAGGGAAAUUUUUACAGGCACUUAAUGUAUUUAUGCUUAAGUGUGCAUUUUGUUUUUAUUCUAAUGUUCCUGAUAGUGGAAACCUGUAUUCCCACGCAAACUCAGAAUGCUAUAUUUUUAACAGCACUCCAGCAUUUUUCUUCAUAUAUCACCUUCACUGACUCCACUGAGUCAUUGGGCAUCUAUACGUAUUCUUCACCACCCCCAGCCCCAGUACCUGUGUCAGCAAAGGAAGUGAUGGUUGUGGGAAUGAAGCAGAGAAAGAGGUGAGUGGAGACUCAGCCUGAGUACUCUUGAGCUUCUGUGGUUGUACCUUUUGGUGACUUCUGGCUCUCCUUUCCACCUUCCCACUGUACACUGUGGUGCACAGGUGUUUAAACUCUCCCCAUUACAGCAUCACAUGGGAGAAAGAGGAGACAGGUACGUGAAGAAGACCUAAAAAUCCUUACAAAGAACAUAUACUCAACCGUCUUGACCUGUUACAGUACUGUCUUCUCUGGUUCUUAUCAGUCUGCACAAACCCCUGACCUGAUGAUCUGUGUCACUCAUGCCAUUACCCUGGUCCCACCUCAUUAGAUGGCCUUAGUACCUUACCCUCCAUUCUCCAGGUGUUCUUAACCAUUAGCUAUGUCCACAGUGGUGAUCUGUCAAAUACUUUACCUCCUAGAUCCUCAUCCUUCUGAAUUCUGGUGUACUCCCAUCUGUAAUCCAGCAGAGACACAGUAUUAACUCCUCAUCACCAGGCACUAUCUUUCUUCUUGGAGGCUUUCUCAGUAUACCAAGGGAUGUUAUAUAAAGUAAUGAGGCUGGUUUCAGUAACUCACCAGAAUCUAUGCACCUACAUGGUUUGUCCUUUAAAUUCAGUACUUCUAAUCUAAUUAUUCUGGUAGUGCUACUGUUCCAGUAGUGCUACCACUCCUCCAAAUAUGACCAUUAACCACUUGUUCAUCACAUUUGUAAUGGUUACUUUUGGCUUUUUUCCAAAAUCAGCUUUCAGAAUUGUAACUGAUUCCAUUAAUCCCGUUCAGAGGGAUAGGAUACAUGCCAAGAGAAGUUACACAACUUCCCAUUGACUGUUCUAAGCAGGGACAGUUGCUAAUCAAAUUAUUUUACAAUUGAUGUUUUUUUUUUCCAAAAUCAGUCAUAAGAUCUCUCAUCAUAAAGGUCUGCCUUUUGGAUCAUAAAUUCCUUCUCUAUAAAAUCCCUUCUCUUCUCUGCUGUCACCUACUCUGGCCACUAACAACAUCAAGGUUAUUAAUUAAACCUGUUUCACUAAGUCAUUUGAUACCCACCUGUCAUUUGUCACCCUGGUUUCCUUGGUUAACUCUCAAUACAGUGCUUUCUGUUAUCCUUUAUUUUCUUACUCUUCCCCCUUUAUUUUGACCUAUAGAUUCCCUUGCACUUGAAGGGAAUUCCAUUCCUCAUUCCCUUGUACUUGAAAUUUCAAGAAACCACAAAUAAAUCUGGUUGUCUCCAGAUCCUUGCUCCCUGCUUCAGUUACGCCUUACCCUCUGUAAGACACCAGUUCUGCCUGAGGCCGGUGCUGCCUGUGUGCAGAUAGGAUGGUACAUUGUCAGAGGGAAAAUAUGUGCACACAUACAUGCAGUCCUCCCACAUAGUUCAGAGGGGCACUUGUAUUUUAUUUCAGUGAAAGCUCUUAGAGCAACAUGCUGAAAAUGACUGUAAGUAUUCCUGCUAAUAUCUCUCUACUCAGAAAAAUGUGUAGCCAUGUUACUUAAACUAUAAUCACUAAGCAUCUGACAGAAAUUCAGAGAAAAGAAAAUAUGCCCAGGAAGAUUAGUGUGAUGCUGAAAUGAAUGAGGAAAGAUUGUGACUUGAAAGAACUAUGGAGGUUGGCUCAGCCCACAUAUAAAAAUAGCCACAUAGUGUAAGAAGUAGAAAAGGCUAUUGUUUUUGCAGGGGCGCACAUAGAAGUCCAUUCUUGGUCUCCACUUCUUACUCUUGGCACUGGAGUGUGUUGAUCUUUAUGACCUUAUUGUGAGCUCCUGACUGGGUGAUGUGUGCUAAGUUCUUAUAUCCUGCAGAUUCUAUUUUUACACUCUAAUCUGAAAUGAACUGUUGACCAGUACUCUCUUCUCCCAUGAUGAUCUUUUCAUUUUAGCCUGAUAAAGUAGUUCUUCUGUAACUCUGCUGCCAUCCAACUUAGUCAUAGAAGACACGUCUUAAUAGGUUUCAAUGAUUUCCACCAUUGAACAAGGUAGCGCUAGAAUGUGGAUGUUCCCCAUAUAGAGCAGUUAGCAUUACUCUUAGUCCUGAGACUCUAAAUAGUCAUAGGUGACAUUUAUUAAGCACUUACUGUGUGCCAAGCCCUAUGCUGAGUAUUUCUCUUGGUUAUGACAUAUUAUAUCCCAUAUAUUAUAAACGAGGAAAAUAGGCUUAGAGAGGCGAGUUGACCAAGGUUAUGUAGCUGGGGAAGUGCCAGAGUAGGGACUCUUCCCUACAGGAUUAGAUUCCUGAGCCUGUGCUAAUCACUCUGCUACCAUGUCUCUAAUGAACACCCUGACCCUGGCCAGCCGUUUGAAAAUUCUGUACCCCUUGCCAUAAAAGCUACUGGGGAAGGAAAGGUACAGUGUAGUGCAAAUCCAUUGCAGUUACUGGAGAAUGGGUUGAAAAUGUCAUUCUAGUUGAUAACUGUAUCUUUAAAUGAUACUUUUGAUGCUUUGUAGUACUAGAAAACUAAAUGGUACAAGUAAAACAUGUUUAAAAGAGUAACUCAGAGGAUAAAGCAAUAAUAUACAGAUUUGAGUACAUUUCUAACCUGCCCCAGGAAACUAAAAUUGAAAUUGGAGGGAAAUGAAAUAUCCCAGUGCCCCAGGCAUGUAUGGUCAAUUGGGAUGACAGUAGUUAAGUUUACCUACAGCAUAAAUGUGGAAAACCUUCAACUUCACUGCACAUUUCCAACUGCCGUUCUGUUUCUUCCAUCAGUCAUGGUUUUUCAAACAUACUAUCCAUCAUCGUUAACCCCAUUUUCUCAUUAAUGUACUCUUGAAACUUCUUACUAGCUUUUGUACUCAAUAUUGCACUGAAGUGUCCUAUGGAUAAAUAUGCCUUUUCUUAGUUUUUGUCCUUGUUGAUCUGUUUUCAUACUGUUGAGUUACCCUGCAUCUCAGGAAUUCUCUUACUUGGCUUGUGGGAUCCUUUUUUUUUGUCAUUUUCCUCUCAGUUUCUAGCUUUUCUUUGUCUUUUUUCUCCUCUCCACUGAAAAUAACCCCCAUGUCUUGAUUUUAUCCAGUAUUUUUUCUAUAUUCACUUCUAUUUUGAUUGUUUACACUUCUGUAUUUCAGUAACUUAAUAUUUCCUACUUUGUGGGUCAGAUAGCUACACAGCUUAGUAUUUGAAAACUGAUCUCAUCACUCUUGUCCCUCACUCCCAUCUUCCUUUUAAAUAGGCAUUAUAGCUUAGGUUCUUUAGCCUGAAUAGACUCCCUGCCUUGCAUAUGUUUUUAAGUGGGCUCCAAGCCCGAUGUGGGGCUAAAACUCACCACCCUAAGAUGGAGUCCUGUGCUCCCCUGACUGAGCCGGCGAGGCACCCUGUACUUCAUAUUUCUUUUCCCCAUCUUGAAUUGUCUUUUAUUCUUUUUCUGCUCUCCACUCUACAUUCCAGUUCUUAGUUUUAUCCUUGAGGCUGGAUCUUUUAUAUUUUUGCCAUCCCCUUGCAGCCUUCUGCAGAUAUAGUAUCAUCUGAGGCCUAGGUAAUUGUAAUUUCUUUCUAAUUCCCUUGCUUUCAAGAUCCCCAUCCUGUAAGGCUUCCUGUAAUGGUGAUCCUCCUCCAAUCCAUUUCCUUUUUUUUUUUUUUUUUUUAAGAUUUAUUUAUUUAUUCAUUCAGAGAGAGCGAAGAGAGAGGCAGAGACACAGGCAGAGGGAGAAGCAGGCUCCCUGCAGGAAGCCCAAUAUGGGACUCGAUCCUGGGUCUCCAGGAUCACACCCUGGGCUGCAGGCGGCACUAAACCGCUGCAUCACCGGGGCUGCCCCUCCAAUCUAUUUCCAGUCAAGAACACGCAGCAGAUAAUUCUUAUCAGAGCACUGGUGUUCGAAUCUCCCAUUACUUUGCCCUUUGUGGUUAAUCUGCCCUAGCCUCAUUCUCCAGCAUAUUCACCUCGACUCGUGUUCAAACUUGUCUUACAAGCCCUUGCCCCUGUGCCUUUCUCAUCCAGUGUCUUUUGUGUGGAUUGUUUUUUGGCCCCAGCUCUUGUUCAUCACUCCCUUCAAGCCUAGCUUCUUUAUAUUUUCUGAGUGAGCUCUCCCUGACUUCACCUCACAUGGAGACAUCCCUUUUCCUGUGUUGCCGCAGCACUUAUCCCUUGAGUUUGUACUGUGGUCCGUGUACUUACUAAUAUGUUGCUUUGUAAUUAUUUUUAGCACUCUGUAUUGUAGUUUCAUUUGUAUUCAUUUCCAAAAUUAAAUUGUAAGCUCCUUGAGGGCAGGAAUAAUAGCUUUUACAUUUGUAUCUCUGCACCCCCCCAGUGCCUAGUACAGUGCUGAGCACUCAGUAGGUGUUUAAUAAAUGCUUGUCAAAUCAU
This is a messenger RNA of Canis lupus familiaris (dog), 7235 nucleotides long. It is a transcript of the gene ZKSCAN8, whose product is annotated as zinc finger with KRAB and SCAN domains 8. Gene Ontology annotation, molecular function: DNA-binding transcription factor activity, RNA polymerase II-specific; RNA polymerase II cis-regulatory region sequence-specific DNA binding. Gene Ontology annotation, cellular component: nucleus. Bases 452 to 2185 code for a protein of 577 amino acids. Lineage: Eukaryota; Metazoa; Chordata; Mammalia; Carnivora; Canidae. Gene Ontology annotation, biological process: central nervous system development; regulation of transcription by RNA polymerase II. The record is from RefSeq and is a predicted model, not a curated record. The transcript has 7 exons.